This is a messenger RNA of Gongylonema pulchrum, 249 nucleotides long. The record is from the annotation of a GenBank genome assembly. NCBI's taxonomy places the organism in Eukaryota, Metazoa, Nematoda, Chromadorea, Rhabditida, Gongylonematidae.
AUGCCAGCCUUUACUGGUACUCGUAAAAACGUACAAACACUUAUGGCCAGUUCAGGAACACUCAUUCAAGCACAGUGCAACAUGUCUGUAGAAAAGAAAGUGGAGCUAGUCGAGUAUACACCUGCACAUGCUGAGGGAACACCAAGCAGUGGUGCUGACGAGACGAUAAUCGAUCCUUCCGGAAUCAAUCAAGGAAAUGAGUGGCGUCACGCCUAUCCAUUAUGCAAUACAACUAGUAUAUGUCCUUAA